Molecule: messenger RNA, 678 nt
Organism: Pocillopora verrucosa
Lineage: Eukaryota; Metazoa; Cnidaria; Anthozoa; Scleractinia; Pocilloporidae
Source: RefSeq, a predicted model, not a curated record
CACGAAUUUGCAGCAUAUUGAAAACAUCAAUAUUGAGCCCUGUUGUCUUAAGGAAGCAUGGAAUUUUCAGCGUUUCUAAUAUUCGCAGUCUGGACUUCAUCGAUGAUUUACUUGACGUUUGGUAAAGAGCGAGAGCGCGCAAUGGUGUUUCCGGACUACUACUUCUUUGCUGAAAGAUAUUUGGUAAACCACACCAUUGAAAAGAAACGUGUCAAUAACUUGGAUGACUGUGAGCUAAUGUGCUACCUGAACGACGACUGUGUCAGUCUUAAUUUCAAAAAAGAUCCAGAGGAUGAGGAACCACUUCACAUCUGUGAACUAAAUAACGCCACUCAUCUGAAAUACGACAGUGACUUGACAACUGAUGCCAAUUUUUAUUAUCGUGGGUCGAAGAACGCUUGUGACAAGAGUUCCCAGUGCCAAAAUAACGCAACUUGCCAGUCUGGAUUUACACUCAAGGGAUAUCGAUGCUUGUGUCCUCCUGGAUUCGAGGGAGAACUUUGUGAAACAGACAUUGACGAAUGCUCUGAAGUUCAUGCCGUUAAAAUGAACAAAUGUCAUCCGAAUGCAUCUUGCACUAAUAGUCAGGGCUCAUACAACUGUUUCUGUAAUCCUAAACACAUUGGGGAUGGUUUUGAGUGUAAAGGUGCGUUUAGUAUCUGCCAUGCCAUCAAAUAA